Molecule: messenger RNA, 1793 nt
Organism: Neogale vison (American mink)
Lineage: Eukaryota; Metazoa; Chordata; Mammalia; Carnivora; Mustelidae
Gene: TRABD2A
Product: TraB domain containing 2A
Exons: 7
Coding region: 68-1591 (507 amino acids)
Biological process (GO): negative regulation of Wnt signaling pathway
Cellular component (GO): membrane
Molecular function (GO): metalloendopeptidase activity
Source: RefSeq, a predicted model, not a curated record
GCUGCGCGGUCCCUGCUGCCCUACUCCUUCCCCCCGCGUCCCGGGCCUCGGAGCCGCGCUGGGAAGGAUGAGUCCCUGGAGCUGGUUCCUGCUGCCGACCCUCUGCCUCCUGCCCACGGGCGCAGACCCGCGGCGCGGCGCGCCUGCCUCCGCCAACUGCGAGCUCAAGCCCCAGCAAACUAAAUUGAAUUCCUUCUUGUGGACCAUAAAACGAGACCCACCAUCUUACUUCUUUGGCACGAUCCAUGUUCCAUACACGCGGGUUUGGGACUUCAUCCCGGACAACUCCAAGGAAGCUUUUCAGCAGAGCAGCAUUGUGUACUUCGAGCUGGACCUCACUGACCCCUACACAGUCUCAGCCCUCACUAGCUGUCAGAUGCUGCCACAGGGAGAAAACCUCCAGGACGUGCUCCCCCGGGACAUCUACUGCCGCCUCAAGCGGCACCUAGAGUAUGUCAAGCUCAUGAUGCCCUCGUGGAUGACACCGGACCAGCGUGGCAAAGGCCUCUAUGCCGACUACCUCUUCAAUGCCAUUGCGGGGAACUGGGAGCGGAAGAGGCCCAUCUGGGUGAUGCUUAUGGUCAACUCCCUGACAGAAGUGGACAUUAAGUCCCGUGGGGUGCCUGUCUUAGACCUGUACCUUGCCCAGGAGGCUGAGCGGCUGAGGAAGCAGACUGGGGCUGUGGAAAAGGUAGAAGAGCAGUGCCAUCCACUGAAUGGGCUGAACUUCUCACAGGUCAUCUUUGCUUUGAACCAGACCCUCCUGCAGCAGGAGAGCCUUCGAGCAGGCAGCCUUCAGAUCCCCUACACGACGGAGGAUCUCAUCAAACACUAUAACUGUGGGGACCUCAGCUCUGUCAUCUUCAGCCAUGACAGCUCCCAGGUUCCCAAUUUUAUUAAUGCCACGCUGCCGCCCCAGGAGCGCGUCACAGCGCAGGAGAUCGACAGCUACUUCCGCCAGGAGCUUAUCUACAAGCGGAAUGAGAGAAUGGGGAAGCGGGUGAAGGCGCUCUUGGAAGAGUUUCCUGAUAAAGGCUUUUUCUUUGCCUUUGGAGCUGGUCAUUUCAUGGGCAACAACACAGUACUUGAUGUCUUGCGGCGCGAAGGCUAUGAGGUAGAACACGCCCCCGCUGGACGACCCAUCAACAAAGAGAAGAGCCAAACUCCGUCCUCGGGGCCCACCUUCUCGUCGAUCUUUGCUCCGGAAGUGCCCGCUGUGGACGUCCAAGCUCCGGAAGCUGCGUUUGCGGCCCACUCGCUGUUUCUGCCUCACGAGUCCCUGCCCGGAAGUGCCGACCUGGGUGGCGGGGCAGAGCCGAAGUAUCGGAAGAAGCGGAGGCGGCCUCGCCCACAGCGAAGGCAGCGGCUUAGGCAGUUCAGUGAUCUGUGGGUUCGACUGGAGGAGCGUGUCAUGGUCCCACAGCUCCAGGUCCCCAUCCUGGAUAGGUCCGUCUCCGCCGAGCUGCAGCUCCUUCACCGUGGGCAUUCCCACCACGGCCAGAUGGUGGCCAGCAGUGCCUGCCUAUCUCUCUGGACUCCUCUGUUCUGGGUGCUGGUGCUGGCUUUCCAAACAGAGGCACCCCUCCUGUAAGGACUGGAGGGGCCAGGCCAGGCCCCUGACCCCAUGGACUUGAAGGAUGGCCAUUCCUGUACUCCACACUGUGGUCUAGCCUCGAUAGGCCCAACCCAAGAAAAGAAAGUAAAAUGCAGUGUUGGUUCUUCUCUGUCCAAGAAUUGACUUUGGGUUAUCCAGCAGCGCUUGGGGUAGGUGUACAGUUUUGUAACAUAAUGAG